GAAACGCAGUUGUUGAAGAGAAGAAGCUGGGUGUCCUUCACAACAGCAAAGAUGGCGACCGCUACAAAAAUUAUUCAAAGGAUUCGCAAUUUUUUAUCAGGGCGUGACCUUCAAAGUAAACUUCAACUGCGGUAUGAAGAGAUUGCAAAGAGGACGCAGCCACCACCUAAAUUGGCUGUUGGGCCAAGCCACAAGUUUGCAGACAACUACUAUUUUACCAGAGAUGGACGCAGAGAAUCCAUGCCCGCCACCGUUGUCAUGUCCUCACAGAAGGCGCUCGCUGCUGGCAGCCAAGGUGCUGCACCAGCUAAACUUCCAGUGACCCCCGGUGCAGUAUACAGGGAACCAGAGCUCUCCACAGACCAGCCAUACCUUUGAGGUUCAGCAAAAAACCUUCAUGAGCAUCAUCAAUUCGUCUGCCCCCAGAGUUUCUACUGAGAUCUAAUCAGUCUUGUGGUUGUAACUUGUACAAUGAAGUUAAAUAAAAUUGUCUCUGUUUA
Corythoichthys intestinalis (scribbled pipefish) is the source of this 500-nucleotide messenger RNA. It is a transcript of the gene ndufa7, whose product is annotated as NADH:ubiquinone oxidoreductase subunit A7. Gene Ontology annotation, cellular component: mitochondrial inner membrane. Lineage: Eukaryota; Metazoa; Chordata; Actinopteri; Syngnathiformes; Syngnathidae. Gene Ontology annotation, biological process: ATP synthesis coupled electron transport; mitochondrial electron transport, NADH to ubiquinone. Bases 52 to 378 code for a protein of 108 amino acids. The record is from RefSeq and is a predicted model, not a curated record. The transcript has 4 exons.